AUGAUCCCUUUCCCUUUCUUCUUUUUCCUUUCGGUUUUCACAGGGUCGAGGUACUGUAACAAGGACAGUUCCGAUAACGAAAGAGACGGAAUCAUGGGUAGAUUGUUGACGAAUUCCAAGAUGAGGGAAUGUAAUGGUGGAUGGAAAUGGAAAAAGCUGCUUCUUUUUGUUUGGAUUUUCGUUUUUGCCACUGGGUUUGUUUGGUUCUUGUUUGGUGGUGUUUCGAGUGAAAAAAGAUUGAAGAUUUCAGGGAAAUGUGAAGAUAAUAAUUCUUCGGUUUUGAUUCAACAAUUCAAUGUCAGCAAAGAUCAUCUUUAUGAACUGGCUUCCUCUUUCUUUGAGUCAAAUCAGAUAACUUCGUUGAAAUGUACCAAACAAUUAGAACAUGAAACAGUAAUCACAUGUGCUCUUGAAGUGCCAAAAUUAAAAAACCAUGAACUUGAAGAGCAUCAUUCACCUAAUGUGGAAUAUGAAGAAUCAAGUGAUGAAUACAUUGAAGAGAAUAUAAUGCAAACAAUGGUACCUCAAAACUUUCUAAGAGAAAAUUACAAUGGUAUUUGCCUUUGUGCCAUUUUUAUAAUGGCACUAAGCUACCGGAAUCGUGGAUUCCGGACAAUAUUAUGGAGGAAUCAGAAUCGGAAUCGGAAUCGGAAAGUGCACGAGAAGAAAGAUAAAGUAGAGGGAUCCUCAAGGGGAGCUGGAAAAUGGAUGAAAAAGCUACUUGUUCUAUACAUCAUAGCUGGAAUCGCUGCUUCAAUUUGGUUAUUUUGGUACUUAAAUUCAGGAAUUAGUUUUAGAAGAAAAGAAACCCUAGCAAACAUGUGUGAUGAAAGGGCAAGAAUGUUGCAAGAUCAAUUCAAUGUGAGCAUGAAUCAUGUUCAUGCAUUGGCUAUUCUUGUUUCCACUUUUUACCAUGGGAAAGAACCUCCUGCUAUCGAUCAAAAAACAUUUGGCGAAUAUACUGAAAGAACAUCGUUUGAAAGACCACUUACAAGUGGUGUUGCGUAUGCUUUGAGAGUGCGUGAUUUUGAGAGAGAAAGUUUUGAGAAAAAACAUGGAUGGACAAUAAAGAAAAUGGAAACUGAAGAUCAGACAUUAUCACAAGAUUGCGACCCUGAAAAAUUGGAUCCUUCACCUAUUCAAGACGAAUAUGCACCUGUUAUUUUGUCUCAAGAAACCGUUGCACAUAUCGUCUCUAUUGAUAUGAUGUCUGGAAAGGAAGAUCGUGAGAAUAUUUUGAGAGCAAGGGCAUCGGGAAAAGGGGUUUUGACAUCUCCUUUCAAGCUAUUGAAAUCGAACCAUUUAGGAGUUGUUCUUACAUUUGCUGUUUACAACACUCACAUUCCUCAAGAUGCGACACCUGAGCAACGAAUUAAUGCAACAGUGGGGUAUUUAGGAGCAUCAUAUGAUGUCCCAUCAUUAGUUGAAAAGCUUCUACAUCAACUAGCUAGCAAACAAACCAUUGUUGUCAAUGUUUAUGACAUCACAAAUGUUUCUUCAGCCAUUAACAUGUAUGGACCUAAACAGAUUGACACCGGGUUGUUGCAUAUUAGUGGUCUUGACUUUGGUGAUCCUGCUCGAAGGCAUGAAAUGCGUUGCAGGUUCAAGCACAGGCCUUCACCACCAUGGACAGCCAUAGCAGCAUCAAUCGGAGCGCUUAUAAUCGUUUUUCUUCUUGGCCAUAUCUUCUACGCAGCCAUAAACAGAAUUGACACAGUCGAACGUGACUAUAACGACAUGUUAGAGCUUAAAUUCCGCGCUGAAGCUGCUGACGUGGCAAAAUCCCAAUUUCUUGCAACGGUUUCGCAUGAAAUCAGGACUCCUAUGAAUGGGGUUUUGGGCAUGUUGCAGAUGUUAAUGGACACGAAUUUGAACGCGAAGCAAUUGGAUUUUGCACAAACUGCUCACGAAAGUGGAAAAGAUUUAAUAAAGUUGAUUAAUGAAGUUUUAGAUCAGGCGAAAAUUGAAUCUGGAAGACUUGAGCUUGAAUCUGUCCCGUUUGAUCUUCGCACCAUUCUCGAUAACAUUUUAUCGUUGUUUUCAACCAAAUCCCAAGAAAAGGGCAUCGAGUUGGCAGUUUAUGUUUCCGAUCAACUUCCCGAAGUUGUUGUUGGAGAUCCCGGACGUUUCAGACAAAUAAUCACAAAUCUUGUUUCAAAUUCACUUAAAUUCACACACGACAGAGGACACAUAUUUGUAUCAGUCCACCUAGCCGAUGAAGCCAAUCACCCACAUGACACAAAAGAUUCACUACUUAAAAAGACUUUGACUUUUGUUGACUCAUCAAAUCACAAUGUCCACAACACCCUAAGUGGGCUUCCAGUUGUUGACAGGAGAAAAAGUUGGGAACUUUUUGAGAACUUAAGUGAAAAACAUCCAAUAAAUCAAUCCGAAAAGAUCAAGAUUUUAGUAACUGUUGAAGAUACGGGUGUUGGAAUCCCAAAAGAUGCACAAAGUCGAAUCUUUAUGCCAUUCAUGCAAGCAGAUAGUUCAACUUCAAGAACUUAUGGUGGAACUGGAAUUGGAUUGAGCAUAAGUAAGAGAUUAGUGGGAUUAAUGGAAGGUGAAAUUGGUUUUGUUAGUGAGCCCGGAAUUGGAAGUGCUUUUUCAUUUACAACGGUUUUUAUGAAGAAGGAAACAAGUUCUUUAGACACGGUUUUGCAACAAUAUUAUCCAACAAUAUCCGAAUUCAAGACACUAAAAGCAUUGGUGAUUGAUCAGAAAAGUAUAAGAGCUGAAGUUACAAGAUACCAUCUUCAAAGAAUGGGAAUCUUUGUGGAAAUAGCAUCUAGUUUAGAUUCUGCACAAUCUUACAUAUCAAGUGAUUCACCUCAUCUUGACAUGAUUCUGAUAGACGAAGAAGUUUGUGACAAGAACACGAGUCUUGAAGAGGUCAAAGUCAAACCAAUUGGGAUGAAACCAAAAGUGUUUCUUUUGGUCAAAUCUAUAGACCCCAUUAGACAUAAUGACCUCAAAUUAGCUAAUCUUGUGUGUGAUGUUCUUGUGAAGCCUCUUAGAUUUAGUGUCUUGAUUUCUUGUUUUCAAGAAACUCUUAUAUCAAAAGACAAAACACAAGUGGCAAGAAGAAAACCGAAAACACUUGGGACUUUGCUACGUGACAAAAAAAUCUUGGUGGUUGAUGAUAAUGUUGUGAAUAGAAGAGUUGCAGAAGGUGCUUUGAAGAAAUAUGGAGCUAUUGUCACAUGUGUGGAAAGUGGGAAGUCUGCUUUAGAAAUACUUAGACCACCUCAUUGUUUUGAUGCAUGUUUUAUGGAUCUUCAAAUGCCGGAAAUGGAUGGGUUUGAAGCUACAAGACAAAUCCGUGGUUUGGAGAACAAGGUUAAUGAAAAGAUUGAAUCUGGUGAAAUACCUAUUGAUAUGUUCUCAAAUGUGACUCAUUGGCAUACACCUAUUUUAGCCAUGACUGCUGACGUCAUCCAAGCAACAGAUGAAGAAUGUAAGAAAUGUGGGAUGGAUGGCUACGUAUCGAAACCAUUUGAGGAAGAACAACUGUAUACAGCUGCAGCUUGCUUCUUUGAAUCUGGUUGAGUGGCUAAACAAAUUACGAAAAUAACCUUGAAACAUGACGUUUUACAUUGAGGUAUGGAUCCAAUUGAGGGUACCCAGAUGAACAAUUGUCUGAAACAAUUUGGGCAUUUUGGAGAAGACGACGUCUUUAAACUCUUUCCAUUUAGGAUCGUAUUUCACCAAGCUUCCUCCUCUGUAUUCCAGUAAGAUCUCUCCGUUCUUCAAAACGCAUAAAACCCUAACCAUCCUCCGUGAUAAACCAGGUCUCCCUAUCUGGUAAUGGUUCUCAUGAUUCGGGACCCUUGCAGGAUAAACUCCAUGGAUGACGAAUUCCUUCAUCCAAGAUUCCUGGGAAUCGUAUUCCUUCAUGACCCAGAUCUCCAAUUUCCCAUACCCACAUGAAAUCACCGCCGCUAGACACCCUCGUAUGACGGCCAAGUGAAAGUUGCUCCGGAUGACUGUAACAUGGUUAGGUUUCGUCACUACUUUGAACUGUUCGUCUUUUAGGUCAAAAGAGAUGAUCGCUCGACCUAAAACUCCGGCGACUCUACCAGGUCGGCUCAGCCAAUGGAUUCUCCCGUUCACUACAGGAACUUCCGCCGCUUGUCUGUCAAGCUGGUAAGGCACUUUCCCGAGCGAUCUCCAUGUAUUCUUGUUUGUUUCUUUGGAAAUUGUGAGAAUUUGAACCUCCGAUUUCGGGUAAUUCCUGUUGUUUCGGCUGACCCGACGAUUCCCCUGCCGGUUUCUGUAGUACACAAUCUUCACAACCUUGUACUCGUUUGUAAUUGGGUGAAAUCCGAAUCCGAACAUCACCUCCUGUUCCUGAAACUGCUUGGAUUUCGGUAGCUCCAGAUAAUCCCGGGAAAACGGGUUGAAAACGUAAACGGGUUCACCAUAAAGCGAAUCGGACAAGCACAACAAGCCAUUACAUGAACCCACGACGUUGAAUUCAGGCAUGGAGCUACAAAAAGGUGUGGAAAUCUUUCUUACGAUUUUGUCGUCGUCGUCUUCAUCAUCUUCAUCUUCGUCGCCGCCGCCACCGGAGGAUAACUCGACGAAAGAGAGUUGGUUACGGAUAGGGUAAUCGCAGUGGAACAGCAGCGUCGGGUCGUUUUCCGCCACCGCAGCGUGGUGAAGCCGGGAAAGUUCAGGGUCGACUGACAGCAGUUUCCAUGAACGGCAAACAAACCGGAACUGAAUCAGGGAUGAAAUCGGCAGCUUGGCGAGUAUGUCGAGGAGUACAUCCCUGGGUAAAUUCUCCAAUCCGAAACCCUCGCCAUGGAUUCUGUCAUCAUCUUCAUCUAAAAGUUUUGACCUUUUCUUUCUGGGUUCGAUUUGGAAAGACGAAUUCUGGAUUUGGAAAGAUGAAUCCAUGAGAAAAGAUUGAAGAAAUGGUGCAGAAGUAGCAGAAGGAGGCAAACGCAUAUUCUUGCUAUAUAGGGUGGGGGUUGAAGUUUGGGAAUGGAUCAUGCCAUAAAUUGAGUUUGGUGGGUCCCACCAUUCAAUAAUAAUUUGGGGGCAUAUGUCUAAAAGUCCAUCUUUUUUCCUUUAUAAACGGGUGUUUAGUAAUAAAAAUAAAUAAAUAAUGAGGAUAUGGUGACGAAAAAAACCUAAAUGAGUAUUGUAUUUGUUUAAAUAUACAUGUAUUUGUAUUUGUUAAUUAAUUAUUUACAAUAAAAGAAUGCUACUAAUUAUAUCG
This is a messenger RNA of Lactuca saligna, 5227 nucleotides long. NCBI's taxonomy places the organism in Eukaryota, Viridiplantae, Streptophyta, Magnoliopsida, Asterales, Asteraceae. The record is from the annotation of a GenBank genome assembly.